CGCGCCCACCCAAAUACCGUGCCGUCCGUUGACCGAUCAUCGAAGAUGAGUCUGCGAGAGCGUGUUGCAUCAGACGCAGGGGAGGAAGGAAUCGCAAACGACUACCAGGAGCAGGGACAAUAUGGUGGCAUGGAGGAUCUGGACCGCAUGCCUUCGAUUUCGAACAAUCAGGACAUUCACGCGCAGCUGCAGGCCGCAGCUACUCCUCUCGAAUUCCAGGCGACCUUGGAGACGAAAUUCGCGAGCUACGACAACUACUGCAAUCUCUUCCACUACAUCCUGAACUCAGAAGGUCCGGUAGACCUGGAAGUUCCAAACUACUACUGGGCAUGGGAUGUCAUUGACGAGUUCAUUUACCAAUUCAACAGCUUCUGCAGCUACCGCCAAAGGAUCGCCCAGAAGAACGAUAAUGAGGAGGAGAUUACACUCUUGCGGGAGAACCCGAACACAUGGGGCUGCUACAGUGUCCUCAACGUCCUCUACUCCCUGAUCCAGCGGUCACAGAUCAGCGAGCAGCUUGGGGCUAUGAAGCGCGGAGAGGACUCGAACGCAUACGCAGGAGAAUACGGCAACCGGCCGCUGUACAAAAUGCUGGGGUACUUCUCCAUCAUCGGAUUGCUCCGCGUCCACUGUCUGCUUGGAGACUUCAGCCUGGCGCUCAAGACGCUUGAUGACAUUGAGCUCAACAAGAAGGCCAUGUUCGCCCGCGUCAUGGCCGCUCACUUCACGACCUACUACUACGUCGGAUUCUCCUACAUGAUGAUGCGACGAUACACGGACGCGAUCCGCAUGUUCAGCCACAUUUUAGUUUAUGUUUCGCGGACCAAGAACUUCCAGAAGAACGCCCAGUACGAUUCGAUCACCAAGAAGAACGACCAGAUGUACGCUCUCGUUGCUAUCUGCGUGGCUUUCCAACCCACAAGGCUCGAUGAUACCAUCCACACCGCUCUAAGGGAGAAGUACGGCGAGCAGUUUAACAGGCUGCAGCGCGGUGGACCUGAGGCUCUCCCUCUGUUUGAGGAGCUCUUCCGCACCGCCUGCCCCAAGUUCAUCAGCCCAACUCCUCCCGAUUUUGACAACCCGGAGGUCAACAUCGACCCCGUCGAGCACCACCUCCGCAUCUUCAUGGACGAGGUCAAGAACAACAUGAUGUCUCCCACCGUCAAGAGCUACCUCAAGCUCUACACUACCAUGGACCUUAAGAAACUCGCUGGCUUCCUCGAAGUCGAGCCAGAGAAGCUAAGGUGUUGGUUACUCGUCAACAAGCAGAGGAACAGGCAGACGAGGUGGACCGAGGGCGGGUUAUUGGAGGGAGAUGUGAUUCACAGCAGCGAUCUUGAUUAUGCCAUGGAAGGAGACCUCAUCCACGUUUCCGAGGCAAAGGUCGGCAGGAGGCUGGUAGAUUGGUAUCUCCGCAACUUGGCGAGAACGUACUAGAGAACUACGAGGCUACAGGAGAUUACUCAUUCAGGUUCGAGAUAGACACACCACGAUAGGGCAUUGCGGCUUGGAGUUGGACAGGUCAAUGGCAUGUGCCAAAAGCAUUUUAGCGGAGGUCUGAGGGUUGACACAGGGAGCCCAGAGGAGAGAUAUAGCUUAGGAUAACUAUAGCCAUGGCGAGAUGAUGCUACCCGCCGUGUGCGAGGAGAAGCCUGGAGCGCUGAGGAGAAGCCCCGCACCACGGGGUCGAGCACAAUGAAUAUGACAUAAAGUUUGAUU
This is a messenger RNA of Cucurbitaria berberidis CBS 394.84, 1719 nucleotides long. RefSeq names its product eukaryotic translation initiation factor 3. Lineage: Eukaryota; Fungi; Ascomycota; Dothideomycetes; Pleosporales; Cucurbitariaceae. Gene Ontology annotation, biological process: translational initiation. Gene Ontology annotation, cellular component: cytoplasm; eukaryotic translation initiation factor 3 complex. The record is from RefSeq and is a predicted model, not a curated record. Bases 46 to 1437 code for a protein of 463 amino acids. Gene Ontology annotation, molecular function: translation initiation factor activity. The transcript has 3 exons.